CUCCCCGACGCCACCGCGGUGGCCCUGGCGGCCAAGUGCCAGGUGCACCGUUGGGAGGCCGACGCCAGCGGCGGCCUGCGGAUCGCGCGCGGGCGUCGCGCGCUGCAAGCGAAUAUUGCUGCGUCGGGCCAGGUCGUGCAGCUGGCCACGUGGUCGGGGUGGUACGAGAACAGCUUCACCUUGAACCUCGACGCGGCCCACUCCAGCCGCGAGUCCUGCGCGGUGGCGGCGGGCCUCUCGGUCGCCCGGCUGCUGCAGGGUUCGUCUGCUGAGCAGGCGCCCUGGUCGCAGUGGCAACGGCGUUGCCGCCAGAUGCUGACGCGGCCCAGCCAG
Prorocentrum cordatum is the source of this 333-nucleotide messenger RNA. The record is from the annotation of a GenBank genome assembly. NCBI's taxonomy places the organism in Eukaryota, Dinophyceae, Prorocentrales, Prorocentraceae.